AUGCCUUCCAUAAAAACUCUUUUGCGCAACGUCGCAUCCAAAUUCAAAUCCAAAGUCUCAAAGUCGACGCAAAAAGACCCUCCACCUUCGGUUUCCGAUGAAGCAUCAACACUCAAUGUCACCAUGGUCAAUGAUUCCUCGAAUUUUGAUCAUUGCUUCUCUCCAACUCCACAGUCAGCCCCAGCUAUAGUUGACUCCGACUCUUUCGAUGGCCGCGACAAUAAAACCGCACUUGACGACACACCAAAAAGCCCCUCAAUGUCGCUUCCAACAUCGAUUGUCCCAGAACCUUCCGAAGACACUUUAGAAGGUUUACGACAAUGUGCCGAGUUUAUCAAUUCUGUGUCCUCUGAUCUUUCGCCUGCUCCGGAGUCGAUAAAAUCUUCUGGCUCCGAGAUCCUUCGGGGUUCGGGUUCUACCUGCGACUGGGACGAUCAAGAGCCGUUUGUGACAUACAAGCAUAAGAUCAUUCAGUUAUGUCAUGAUCUUGGUCUCGGUGAGCCCUCGAAAGUUGAGCGUAUGAGAGGAGGUAGUUUCAAUAGAGUCGUCUGUCUUUCACUUCCUUCCAAAGACAAUCAGGACCAUGUUCUUCGCAUUCCUCGAAAUCUUGAUACGAAUGAAAGCACUAGAGAUCAGGUUGCAGUUCUACAUUAUCUCGCCCCAUUGAUGCUAGUUCCCGCUGUUGUGGCCUUUGAUUCCACCUCAGACAAUGUCAUUGGUCGUCCAUAUAUCCUUCAAGAAAAGCUCAAGGGAGUUAACGCUGGAUCAGUUUAUUACGACUUGCCUUCUGAUGAGAAAAUGCAAUUCGUCAAAUUACUUGCUGAUAUCGUUAAGAAGUUGAAUACUUUCAAGAUCGAUCGACCAGGACAACUUGUUGCAGGGCCUUCCAUUCCUUCUAUCUCUCAUGAGCCGCUCACCAUCCCAACUGAUAUUGAAGUCACCGGCUACCGCUUCAGCCAGCAUGAUGCAUUAGAAGUCAUGUCCAGCCAGAACAAGCAACCACUAUCAUCACUUUUGGACUCUAUCUUUGAAGAACGCAAAAAAGCCGAUGAGGACUUCAUGGGUCUCCAGUGGAACUCACUUCAGAAAAUCACAAAAGAAAUGAAAACUGCCGGGUUGUUCUCAAACACAGACACCGAUUGUGUUGUAUGGCAUUGGGAUCUUGCAUUUAGAAACAUCAUGGUUGAAAAGCAAUCAAAUGGACAAUGGGCUUUAACUGGUAUCCUGGAUUGGGAUGGGCUCUUGUCUGCACCGUCCGUUAUGACUAGAGCUCCACCUGUCUGGCUAUGGAUUGAAGAAAAUGACCGCUCAAGCAAAUGGCAUGAGGGUCUAGGCAACAAUGAUAUUCAGCCAGCUCGGGAAUUGACUAUGGAAGAGCUUGUCCUUAAAUCUUCUUUUGAGCAGAUUUUACAACGAGCAGACCAGAAUUAUAUGGCGGAUGCUUAUGGCCGAGGUGUAUGGAUUCGACGACUUGUUAAAUUUGCUCUCGAGGGAUUUGCUCAAAGCAGUCAUUAUAUUAUGUUGAAAGUGUUAGUUCACGAUGAUGAGAAUGGAUCGGAUGGACCAGAAGAUGAUGAGAACGGAUCGGAUGGACCAGACGAUGAUGAGAAGCUUGCAUCCUCCAGUGUCACAUAUCGUUCAAACCACUCCAAUCAAUCAAGCGCUUCGUCAACCUACGAAUUUGCACAGGAAUCGUUUGAAACAUACAAGUUGAAAGUUGCUCAGCUUUGUCAGAACAUCGGAUUCGGUUCUCCAUCGAAGGUAGAGCGAAUGGGCGGUGGAAGCUAUAAUCGAGUCAUCGGACUCACAUUUCCGGGACAGUCUGAAGAUCGAAAUUUUGUUCUCCGUAUUCCACGCUCUCCAUAUGAAGAUCAUGAAUUGCAUAAAAUACGCGAUCAGGUCGCCACACUCUUGUUUCUCAAACGAUUCGACUUUCUCUGUGUGCCAACAAUCGCAGCUAUCGAUACCACCGAGGACAAUGUUAUUGCAUCUCAGUUCGUUCUGCAAGAAAAAAUCACCGGGCAGCCUCUCUCGGAUGUUUUCCCCACUCUUCCGCUCGCUGAAAAGCUCGAACUCACGACUCUCGUAACCCGACUCUUGAUUAAAAUGGAGGACAUCACCUUUGAAGAUCCCGGUGUACUUUCUGGUGCGCAGCUCUUGCCAUGGGUUUCCACAUCUAUUCACCAAUCGAAUUCCCCACCAGUAAUUUCAGGCUUUAGUAUUAACCCUAUGCACGUCGCCUCGCCUCUCAGAAAGCAAGGUCUUGGAUCUUUGCUUUUCAACAUGCUCAGCGACCAGAAGAAAACUUAUACUUCCGGAUAUUCGGUUGUAUUAUGGAGCAGACUUCUAGAUGCGCUAAAGCAGAUGGAGCAGGCUGGAUUCUUCAAAGAUUCCGACUCGAGAAACAUCUUGUGGAACUGGGAUAUCUGCUCUCGACAUAUCUUCGUUGAACGAGACAAUUCUCCAACCCCCAUUGUCCCCUUUUCAAACUCAAUAUCGAACACCACACAGCCACUCAACCCUGAUGAUUUGGGUAACAAAAGCACUGAAAGUGAGGCUGAUAUUCAGGGUGAAGCUUCUCAAACUCUUGAUAGUCGAACUCAAAUUGCAAGUGGUGGGUGGAAGAUCACUGGAACCAUCGACUGGGAUGAUGCCCUGUCAGUCCCACACGUCAUCACUAGGGUCCCGAGAACGUGGCUCUGGUUUGACGACAAUGAACGCAGUAAAUUUUGGGAUGGAGACCGCGAAACUCCUCCUGAACGAGCACUCGCCGAAGAUGAACUCGCAAUAAAGAAUCACUUUGAUGAGAUCAUGCAACAAGCCGAUCCCAACUAUAUGGAUGAUACCUAUUUCAGAGGUGUUUGGAUUCGUCGAUUGUUUAAGUUUACGCAAACCGGGCUUUGUUAUACUCACGAUUUUCAGAGAGGUGAUCAAUUUGUGAAGGACUGGAAAAGUUACUUCGAUAAUCAUGUCUUAAUGACACCGGAUAAAAGUGUAGCAGAUGAAGCUGAUUGUAAAUCGGAGGAAGGGUCUGAGUAA
Molecule: messenger RNA, 3039 nt
Organism: Botrytis sinoallii
Lineage: Eukaryota; Fungi; Ascomycota; Leotiomycetes; Helotiales; Sclerotiniaceae
Exons: 2
Coding region: 1-3039 (1012 amino acids)
Source: RefSeq, a predicted model, not a curated record